AUGCUGAACAACAAAAAGACCGGCGCCGAGGAGGAGGCGGGCAUGUCGAUGCGCCAACGCCUGCGGCAGCGACGCGAGCUCGAGGAGAAGCGCAAGUUCGGCCUCGCCCCGCUCGCCGUGGACGCGCUGACGGGAAGCGAGAUCAGCCCCAACGUGCCGCAGCUCAUCUCGCAGGCGCCGUGGUACUACGGUGCCACCGGCCCCACGCUUGACCAUCAGCGGCAGAAACACACCGAUGCGAUGGACACGCUGCAAGACCAGCACGACACCGUCGUCGUGCUCGGCAAGGCGACGACGUACGCGGCGGGGGCGUGCGGCAACUGCGGCGCUACGACGCACAAGACGAAUGAGUGCUACAAGCCGCGCAGAAAGGUGGGCGCGAUGUACGGCGGCAAAGUCACGGGCGUGGACGUGCACGUGGAGCGGGCCGAGAAGAGUUACGCACAGAAGCGUGACCGCUACGCGACUGGCGCCGGCGUCGAUCUGCUGCAGCAGGCCUCACAAGAGGCGGAGGAGGAGACAGGAGCUGAUGGGGUUGGCGACAACAACAGCAGCGGGGCGAAGCGGCCGCGGCUGCAAGAUGUAUUCACGGCACAGACCGCCGUGACGAGCGGCAGCGGCGGCGGCGGCGGCGCCGGCGUAGAGAUAAAGGAGCUGCCGAAGCACCUGCAGAACCUCGACAACGACGGCGUGCUGUUCGACCCCAAGACAGGAUCGAUGCGUGGCAACCCCAAUGAGGCGGACCUUACACGCACGUUUCAAGGUGAUCUGCAGCGCUACCGCUCAGGGGACUACUACACGUACCUCGAGAUGCAGCUGCGCUUCCUGAAGGGCGAGUCCGCCUCCAUCGUCGACUUCAGGCUGGACGAGCAGCUGCAGAAGCAAAGGAAGCAGCAGCAGCGGCAGGUGGACAAGGGUGGAAGCAGCGGUGACGGCGGUGAUCCCGAGGCGACGGUGCGGGAGCGGUUGGUCCGCUCACUCUACGGCGAGUCGACGCUCGCCUCGGCGGAGAGUUCGCUGCGCAUGAAGGAGGCACUCGCCGCUGCUGCUUCCGCUGCGCCG
Trypanosoma grayi is the source of this 1062-nucleotide messenger RNA. RefSeq names its product pre-mRNA-processing factor SLU7. The record is from RefSeq and is a predicted model, not a curated record. Gene Ontology annotation, molecular function: pre-mRNA 3'-splice site binding. Gene Ontology annotation, biological process: mRNA splicing, via spliceosome. Gene Ontology annotation, cellular component: spliceosomal complex. NCBI's taxonomy places the organism in Eukaryota, Euglenozoa, Kinetoplastea, Trypanosomatida, Trypanosomatidae. The annotation marks the transcript as partial. The transcript has a single exon.